Mangifera indica (mango) is the source of this 1546-nucleotide messenger RNA. RefSeq lists its product as uncharacterized. Lineage: Eukaryota; Viridiplantae; Streptophyta; Magnoliopsida; Sapindales; Anacardiaceae. The record is from RefSeq and is a predicted model, not a curated record. The coding region runs from base 291 to 1346 and encodes 351 amino acids. The transcript has 2 exons.
AAUGAGCCAUAAGACUCGCUCCAUUGUCCAAAUCAAACUCAUUCUAUCUUUCUGUUAACGAAAUUUAUUUCUGUGCGUAUGUUUAUCUUCUUCUUCUUCUUCUUCACUUUCUCUGUUUUGUAUUAGGUUUUUCGUUUCUAAAGUCGUGUACAGAUUAAUAAGUGAAAGGCUUAAAAGUUUUCAGAUCUGCUCUCAACUCAAGGUUUAUUUUUCUCGAAUUCUGCGAGUUCUGGUUUAAGUGGAAGAACUUGGUGGUAUUCUCAGCAGGAGGCUUUCGCUUUUGGGCCAAAAUGUCGGCUACGCCAGAUCGGCGUGACCAUUUAGCUGGCUUGACUCUUGACGCCGUCUUGGCUCAUGGAAGAAUUGUGGAGCCGCCUCCGCCCCCAACUCCGCCAGAAACAUCUUCAGGCCGCAGGCUUGUUGACAUGAUUCGCGACGAAGACCCCGUUAACAGAAACGUUGAUCACAAAGACAAGAGUAGUUGGCAAAUCUUUCGAGAUCGUCUCCGUAUGAAGCGUGCCGGCGCUGCUUGGACCUCGAGUGUAAAUAUUCCAGCUUCGGAUAUCCCUAUCCUGCCUAGUGGCAAUCAUGGCUCCCAGCUUUCUCGGCGCUCUUCGGUCAGGUUACAAACAAGUCCUUCCAAAAAUUUGGGCGAGUCAACUCAGCCUGGAGAUCCAGUUGUCAUUUCCAGACCUCAGUUCAUGCGCCGGACCUCGACUAGGCUUGCCGCAAGUGCAAUUCCGACCGAGUCGACUCAAAAUGAUGAUACGCCGGAUAUAUCCAUGCCUAGUGAAGCUCCGCCGUCUCGUAGCUUCAGACCACAGAUGUCCCGCGGCAACUCGACGCGGUUGCCGUCGUCCGAAUCCGACGAGCCGUACGUGGACCCUUUUGAAGUUGCGCGGGAGAAAAAUCGUCGGCUGGCAAUGACAUUGGCGAAAGAGAAGGCGAUCUCCGCACGAGAGGCUGUUGCAGCUCAAGAGGCCGCAGAAGCGGAGGCUGCUGCUGCUGCAGCGGCGGCGGAAGCAGAAGAAGCAGCGGGGGCGGAGGAAGCCGCUACUGGGACUGACGAGGAACCUGAAGCGGCGUCGGAAGAACCGCAGGCGGCGGGGAUGUCAUUGCUUGAUUUGUUAGACACAAUGGGUUUUGAAGAAGAAGAGGAAGAGGAAGAGGAAGAAUCAGCAGGUGUGGAGUCUACUUGCUGCGUGUGCAUGGUGAGGCAUAAAGGUGCGGCGCUCAUACCAUGCGGACAUACUUUUUGCAGAUUAUGUUCAAGGGAAUUACGGGUGCAGAGGGGAAGCUGUCCUUUAUGCAAUAGCUUCAUUUUGGAAAUACUUGACAUAUUUUAAUCUGAAAAAACAAAAUCUUAUCAUCUUGUUUGGUUGAGGAGAAAACUUGUGGAAACAGCUUUGUCACAUUUCUCUCUCUCUCUCUCUCUCUCUCUCUCUCUCUCUCGUGUUAGUUUUUUUACUUUUUAAUAAUGAAUUGCUUUGACAAAAUUUGGAAUAGCGAGCAAAUAAUUAAUGGAAGAUUUGAAGGUGUUUCUGAA